AUGUCUGAUGCAAGAGAAUCUCCUCUAGUAAAGACAAUAUGGGUAAUUAAUACUUGUGUUGAUCAAAUCGGAACUGUUCUUUUUGCUCUUUUAAUCAUUGUUACUAUUAAACAAAAGCGUUUGCAUGGUACUUGCCAUUUAUUAUUGGGUAUUUAUGCCGUUUGUUCUCUUUUAUCAAAAAUCCAAAUAUUGCUUCCAUUUGCUUUAAUCAUGCUUCCUGGAACAGGAAAAAUACCUCGCUUAUAUUGCGCUUUGAUCCAGAUAUUACCUGUUGGUGGUUCGAUGAAUGUUUUUUCAUUGAUGCUUGUAAUUGGUGCGGAUAGAAUGUUGGCUAUUUUCAUGCCUCUUUGGUAUUCAACAAGAAGUGAGAAGCAUUACCUAAAAAUAAUGUAUCUUGCAUCAUUUUGGUUUCCUCUACUCCUUUUAGCAUUUGCCAUUAAAACUGUUAUUCAAGACCCUUUCAUGUAA
Messenger RNA from Meloidogyne enterolobii, 468 nucleotides. NCBI's taxonomy places the organism in Eukaryota, Metazoa, Nematoda, Chromadorea, Rhabditida, Meloidogynidae. The record is from the annotation of a GenBank genome assembly.